Molecule: messenger RNA, 867 nt
Organism: Anthostomella pinea
Lineage: Eukaryota; Fungi; Ascomycota; Sordariomycetes; Xylariales; Xylariaceae
Source: the annotation of a GenBank genome assembly
AUGGGGCACCACAAUCGGCAUUUCGCCGGUGACCGCUACGCGCUAAGCGGCGCCUGGAGCCCGCCGACAAGCACCGCCAACUUUUGCGAAGAGGACUACGCCGUCACCAGGUAUCUAGCCGAGUUCAUAAACACGCUGACGAACCUGAUCUACGUCUACCUCGCCCUGCGCUACAUGUAUAGCGGCCCCAAAAGCCGCGGGCUCUUCGCGCCAAGGACAGACUUCAUGUCCCACUCGCUCCUCGUGCUCGGCGUGGCCUCGUUCGCCUUCCACGCGACCCUGCGGCAGACAAUGCAGUUCGCCGACGAGCUGGGCAUGCUCGGGAUCGUGUGGUCGCUGCUGCAGGGCCUGCUGACGGUGUCGCAUGCCUCUUCCUCAUCCCCAUCCUCGUCCUCAUCCUCAACCUCAACCUCACCAUCGCCAACUCAAAACCGCAGCAAACAGCUCAAAACAAACACAGCCCUAACCCUAGCCUUCACCCUCUUCGCCGCCUUCUACGUCUGGACGGGCAAGAUAAUCUACCACGCAACAGGCUUCUGGCUAAUCCUCGCGCUGAUCGGGUUGCGAGGCUACCACCUCCUCUACCGGCACGCUCCGCCAUUCGCCCCUGAAAAACGGCGCGAGUGGGCGCGCCGCGCCGCUCGGGCGCUCGUCGUGCUGGCUUCGGGGUAUAUCCUCUGGCAAAUUGACCUCGAGUACUGCGCCGAGCUGCGGGCGCUGCGCGCGCGCGUCGGCCUGCCCUGGGCCUGGGCGUUUGAACUGCAUGGCUGGUGGCACAUCCUGACCGGGAUCGCGGCAGCGCGGUUCAUGGAUAUCGUGAGGGAGGUGCGGACGGAGUUGGAGAAGGAGAAGGAGAAGGAGGUGUAA